Messenger RNA from Elgaria multicarinata webbii, 1669 nucleotides. RefSeq names its product coiled-coil domain containing 136 (gene CCDC136). The transcript has 10 exons. The record is from RefSeq and is a predicted model, not a curated record. Gene Ontology annotation, biological process: acrosome assembly; single fertilization. The coding region runs from base 42 to 1535 and encodes 497 amino acids. NCBI's taxonomy places the organism in Eukaryota, Metazoa, Chordata, Lepidosauria, Squamata, Anguidae. Gene Ontology annotation, cellular component: acrosomal membrane.
CCCCUCCCUUCUGUCUGCUGCUUGCUCCAGGAGGAGCGGCCAUGGAAGCGGUCGGGAUGCAGCUGCCGCCGCCCCCACCGGGGAGGAGGAAGGAAAGAACAGGUGAGGUGGACUCCCCCGACGUUGACGUGAACGAGGAGGAAGAAGACGAAGAGGAGGAGGAGGAGGAGGAAGACGAGGUUGGCAACCUGGGCUCUUUGGAUGCUGAGAAAGACCUGGACCUCUCAGACCAAGAGUUGGACCAAGACUUGCAGGCCCAGGUGCUGCUGCUCCUGGACAAGGUGGAAGAGGCCCAGGAGGUGGCCCUCAAGUAUGAGGACGAAUCGCUGGAGUUGCGAGGUUUCCUGGAGGACGAGCGACUGGCGAGCGCGCUGCAGGCAGAAAACUUUACGAAGGAGAUUCAGCGGCUUCAAGCUCAGAUGCGUUCACUGAAAGAUGAAUUUGACGCACUAGAAGACGAGAAGGAUGUUGAGAUAGAUCAUAUUCAGGUGGAGCUGCAGGAAGCCAACGAGGAGAUCCACAGCCUGCGUUUGGACGCCGAGGAGGCGGCAGCCUUGCACGAGAAUGAGGUUGCAGUGCUGCAGGAGGAGAUUUGCCGGCUGAAGGCUGAGCUGGAGCGGGUGCAGCAGAACCGCAACGAGUAUGACAUGGAGAUCACUGCCCUGCGCGCCGAGAUCAGCAUGAAACAAGGGCCCGGCACUGGAGACAGACAGCCCUCGCCGGAGGUGCAAGUUGUGACGCGCUUUGAUGAACGGGUUUCCGGUCCUUCGGACGAGGUGGUCAGGCUCCGAGAGGAGGUCAGCACCUUGCGAGAGCAGUACCAGGAUCUCACCGAAGAGUACCAGAUCUUGCAGAAAAGCAACAGGACGAUGGUCCAUCAGCUGGAGAGACUCGAGGCCAUAAAGUAUAGUGAAUUUCCCCCUGACAGAUCCAGAAGCAAGUUGGAUGAUUCACCGUCCCUCGACUUCGAUGCGGAGUGGAGCACAGAACGCCGCCAAUCCGUCAGGCGAAACACCCUCCACACGGUCGGCAGCGUCUCCUUCAAGUCUGUGGAGAUCGUGGGCACGUCCUACGAAGACGAGGACGACAAGAUGGAAAAGCUGAUGGGAGAAUGUGAACAGCUGAAACAGCUGAAGAGGGUGGAGGAAGAGGACGAAUGCAACCAAGCCCCCUACGACCUGUGCAAAAUGGAGAGCAAGGAGCAGCCCAGCUGCAAUAAGUGGAGAAACAGGGGAAGUGAGCAAAAGGUGGGAGAAGCUGCAAGAGCAGGGGAGAAAGAUGGAACCGAGAGCCACGGAUCCCGGCGCAGUCUGCGCGAAACCGAGAGCAAGGCCCAGACCAGCCCCACUGAGUGGGAGGAGCUGCAUGAGGAGCUACGUCUGUGCAAAGAGGAGAUCCAGAGACUCAACGGCAAUAUCCCACCUGGUGGACGGGUCACACAUGCACCCGACCCCCCCACGAUCUCACUCCCUCUCAUAGGUCUGGUUGUGAUAGUGGCUCUGCUCUGGUGCUGGUGGGCCGAGGCCUCCUCCUAACCCCGAUCAGGUCCCGUUUGGAGGAAUGAAACCCUUUGCUGUGUUUGUCGCGUUGGCAGGGGGCUUGCUUCUGUACCCGUGCCUGAAAAGAUGCAGCAGCGGCUAGAGGGUGACCAGAAGAGACUGCCUGCCUG